AGCAAACAAACCUUGGCUGGGGCUGUCGUCGCUGCUGGCCUCCCUCUACUCAGUACUAAACAAACCACAGGCAGCAUAACCACCAGAGAGGUCUCAAAGAAAAUAAAGAAACAGACAGAGACAGAAAGAGAAACAGACAGAGGCAAGGAAAUGAGAAAGGCAAAGAGAAAGGCAAACAGGCAAGUAAAUGAUACUCCAUGCUGUGACUGCUGCACAUCUGAAAAUGGAAGAAAGGAGAUUGGGGUGGCUUUGUUUUUUUGUUUUUUUUCAGAAAUAGGUAAAUGAAAGGGAGGGAGAUGGGGUGAGAGAGGAGAGAAAAAAGAAAGAGAGAAAGAGAGAAAGAAAGAGAGAGAACGAAAGAAAGAGAGAUGGGGUGAGAGAUGGUGUGAGAGGAUGAGAGAGCGAGAGCGAAAAGAGAGAGGAGGAAGAGAGUAAAAAGGAAGUCAGGAGUAGUUUGAAUGGGGGAGGAGACUGUUGGUUGCUGGUGCUUGUGUGAGAGAGCGAGAGCGAGAAAGAGAGAGGAGGAAGUGAGUAAAAAGGAAGUCAGGAGUAGUUUGAAUGGGGGAGGAGACUAUUGGUUGCUGGUGCUUGUGUGAGAGAGCGAGAUCGAGAAAGAGAGAGGAGGAAGUGAGUAAAAAGGAAGUCAGGAGUAGUUUGAAUGGGGGAGGAGACUGUUGGUUGCCGGUGCUUGUGUAUGAGUCUGUGUGUGUGUGCCAAAUGAGAGAGAAGCCGCCUGUUACCAGGCAGGGCCGGCCAACGUCUCAGGGGAAAUGCAGAGGGAGUGCUUCAAAAACAGACACGAGGGCAAGAAAUGCAGAUGCAGUGACAGAUACCGGAUACAGAUACCGGAUCAACUGAUCUAUAGUGACAUACUGGAUCAACUGAUCUAUAGUGACAUACCGGAUCAACUGAUCUAUAGUGACCUACCGGAUCAACUGAUCUAUAGUGACCUACCGGAUCAACUGAUCUAUAGUGACCUACCGGAUCAACUGAUCUAUAGUGACUGAUCUAUAGUGACCUACACACACAAAACAAAACAGCUGGGAAACACGCAGAGCACAGCGACCUUGCGAGCCACGUGCUGCCCAGAGACAACUACAACAAAAGCAGGGUGCAGCAACAGCUUCAGCUCCACCCGCCCAUCGCUUGCCGACCAAUGGUUCCAGCUCCCUGUGUGCACCUGGCUUGACUCCCUGCUGGUUUCGGCUCGCCAUGUUUUGGUCAGGGGCUUAAUGUUUAAGAUCUUCUUCAGCAAAAGGACCCGGGCAGAACUGCAAUUAAGGUGGUUGCAUGGUGUCCGUCCGGUGCUGGACUAUUAUGCUCCAGCUGGAAGGCACCAAGUGCAGUUUCCUGUUCUGCCUGGGAAUCUGCAUGUUCAUCUGCUCUGUGAUCUACCUGAGUACCAAGGCCCCUACAGAUCCCCAAGCUCAGCACGGGCCCUUGGGCUGCAGGCCCUUCUCCCAGUACUGCCAAGCCUUCCUCCCCAGCACUGAGGGCUCUCCAGCAUGGCAACGCCGCGACUGCCAGGUGGAGAGAAAUCUUCUGGGUAUGGGGGGUGGAGGUGGGGACCUGGACUGCUCCCGCCUGGUGAGGGAGCUCCACUUCAUCACCAGUCCGCUGAGUCGUGAGGAGGAAGACUACCCUCUGGCCUUCAUCCUCACCGUCCACAAGGAGCUGGAGCUGCUUGUGCGCCUGCUGAGGGCCAUCUAUGCACCCCAGAAUAUCUAUUGUGUCCAUGUGGACGUCAAGGCUCCACAGGAGUACAGUGAAGCCGUGGAAAGCCUGGUGGGCUGCUUCCCCAACGUGUUCCUGGCCAGCCGCAGCGAGAUGGUGACCUACGCCGGCUUCUCGCGGCUACAGGCUGACAUCAACUGUAUGAGGGACCUGGCGGCAUCUACGGUGCCCUGGAGGAAGGUGGUCAACCUGUGCGGCCAGGACUUCCCCGUCAAGAGCAACCUGGAGCUGGUGCGCUACAUGCAGAGCAAGGAGUGGAGGGACAGGAACAUGACCCCGGGCAUCAAGCAGCCGGCGUCCAUGAGGCACCGGACUCAGCUAAGCUACAGGGAGAUCAGGGGCUCCCACGUGGCCCCCAAGCGAGGAGCACCAAAGAAGGGUGCUCCACCCCACGGGGUGCAGAUUUACUUUGGAACAGCCUACUACGCGCUAACAAGGACCUUUGUGGAGUUUGUACUGAGAAGUCAGGUGUCCAGGGACUUGCUGGAGUGGUCCAAAGACACAUUCAGCCCAGAUGAGCACUACUGGGUGACACUCAAUCACAUCAAAGAAGCGCCAGGAAGUCAUGUAGACGGAGGUUGGAGCGGCGAGAUCCGGGCGAUAAAAUGGAGGGACCAAGAGGGGACGAAACACAAUGGAUGCAAAGGUCGUUAUGUCAGGGACAUCUGCAUCUACGGUCUGGAGGAUUUGCAGUGGAUCAUCAACAGAAACAGCAUGUUUGCCAACAAGUUUGAGAGCAAGACCUUCCCAGAUGCUUUGGACUGCCUGGAGCAGUGGCACAGGGAAAAGGUCCUGCAGCAAGCCACGGUUCCCAUUCAGUCAUGGUGGCAACUUGCCACGCAAGGCAACAAAACUGGUCUUUUCAACGCCACAGUGGGACUUUGACGAGGCCGUGGGGUUCCUCCUGACCGGAAUGGAUGUACAUCUCAAAUAGACUUGUUGGUUACUGUAUCGCUUUAGAGGGCUGUACUAAAGUGUGCUGCUAGGGUGUGCGAGGUGGCCGGAGAACACUUGUUAUUGACAUAUCUCGGUUGUCCUGAAACGCUUUGUGAUAAAAAAUAGACUUGGUGUAUCACUGAAGCCGCAUGCCUGCCAGUCGAAAUAGUUUCUGCAUAUAUUAUGACAACUUUGUGAACAUUUUGUUCGUUUUUUCGGCUGUUUGAGCACACCACAUUUUUUUUAUUGAGACAAAUCAAAGUUCAGUAGCCAAAGUCUACGCCCGUUCGUCAGUGAUUGGUCUACAGUACUACUUCUACUAGGAGUGGGAAUAGGGCUGGGCGAUAUGGACAAAAUAUCAUAUUACAAUAUUUUGGACGGUAUUUUAUGUUUUUGAAUAAAGGUUCUAAAUAUGCUUUAUGAGUAGUUAUAGGAUGUCAACACAUUUCAGUGGGCGUUCUCUCUAUUUAUACCACGUAUCAAACUCAUUCCACGGAGGGCCGAGUGUCUGUUGGUUUUUUCUCCUCCCUUGUACUUGAUUGAUGAAUUAAGGUCACUGAUUAGUAAAGAACUCCCCUCAUCUGGUUGUCUAGGUCUUAAUUGAAAGGAAAAAACAAAAACCCCUUAUUCAUACUGUUCUAUCCAACUCCAAACAAGAAUAAUUUUCUGAGUUUUCAUACAUUUCAGCAGGAAGCCUAGUGGUUAGAGCAUUUGGCCAGUAACCAAAAGGUUGCUAGAUCGAAUCCCCGAGCUGACAAGGUAAAAAUCUGUCGUUCUGCCCCUGCCCCUGUUCCUAGGCCAUCAUUGUAAAUAAGAAUUUGUUCUUAACUGACUUUAUAAGUUAAAUAAAAUAAAAUAUUCCUGCGCUUUUAUUAUCAUUUCCACAGUGGUCCAUGUAGCAUUUGGGCAAAAAAAAUAUAGGCCUAGUUAAUAUGUGAACUGUUAGAAUCAUGGAAAUAUAAUGGAAACAUGCUUACCAAGAACAACACCAGCACUGGUACACAGGCAGUAUUAGCUAGCUAUGUUCGCUCUGUACAUUUAGCAAGCUAGCUAGCGAGCUAACUAGUAAUUAGCAUGAGCGGUUAAGAAAAGACAAACUGGCAGAUAGUUGUUUGCAGAUAGUAAGACACACAAAACUAAUAAUGUAUAGAACGCUUGUGGAAAGGAACAUGUCACCAAUAUUUGAACAUGCAGAGUUAACGGCAAGAAAAUGCUUGUGGUCGAGCAACUGUUCUCUCCUUGAGUGACAGUAGGCAGGUAGGGCUUGGUGUGGUUAGCAACAUGCAGCAGCAGGAGGAGAGAGAGGACUCAAGUAGCAAACAGAGUAACUAUAAAAACCAAUAUUAUACACGCUAGAGUUUCGUAUCACAUUUAACAAACCAAACAUUGAAAUACUGUUAUAGAAGGUAAAGUAAAAACUCAAACCGGUCCAUGCAUCAAUACUGGUACUGUAUAUAGUAAAAUAGGGUAUACUGCCCAGACCUAAGUGAGAAGUAUGGACGGGAUUCUUCAAUUAUGUGUUUGUUGUCAUUCAACGAGAGAUGACUAGUUUUCACGCACAUUUUUUCACUUGAGAAAUACUCCACCAAACAUCUUAGAUGUAAAAUUGCAUGACUAAGACAACCUCUGCAAAAAUGUCAACAUUUAUUACAGAUUUCUUGAUUAAUUUUACAUUAAUUUGGGAUAUUUUGAGGAAGUGUACUGGCUAUGUUGUUGCUAGGGUGGCUCAAGAGGGACAAAUAUUCAUUAUUGUAAUAUUGCCACUUUGUUUCUAGACGAGUUCUGCUUGGAGCAAACCAAACCUCGAACUAUGUAUGCAGACGCCUUAAGGGGCACAUUGGUUGAGAGGAUGACGCAACCAUAAUCAGUAAGGAAUUCAUAAGUCCCCCCCGCUGCGCCACACAAGGCCCUUCAGAGACAUGUGGUGCACUUUGACAACAGACCCAAAUAGGCCACUGUACCAAAGGGAUUCAGUAAACUUUACAGGCGAGACCAAUACACAACUCUCUGAACAUGGCGGCUUAGAGGUGUGGCAACAACUUGAAUAUUUAUUGCCAUUUCAAAAACUAAAAUAAAAAUGUUAUUUUUUUGUUACACUGGAUUACAUGUUAAGAACACUGGAUUACAUGUUAAGAACAAUCUAUUUAAAGUAAACUAUUAUAUUUGUCCUUGUGUUCUGGAUUAUUGUCCUGCUUAAAAAGGUGAAUGUCUCCCAGUGUCUGUUGGAAAGCAGACUGAAUCAAGUUUUCCUCUAGGAUUUUGCCUGAGCUUAGCUCUAUUCUGUCCCGUCCCGCCCGUCCCCCGUCCCCCCCCAACAACCUCCCUAGUCCUUGCCAAGCAUAGCCAUAACAUGAUGCAGCCACCACCAUGCUUGAAAAUAUAAAGCGUGGUACUCAGUGAUGCGUUGUGUUGGAUUUGCCCCAAACAUAACAUUUUGUAUUCAGGACAAACAUUUUUUGCAGUUUUAUUUGAGUGCCUUAUUGUAAACAAGAUGCAUAUUUUUGUAAUUUUUUAUUCUGUACAGUCUUACUUCUUUUCACUCUGUCAUUUCAGUUAGUAUUGUGGAGUAACUACGUUGUUGAUCAGUCCUCAGUUCUCUCCUUUCACAGCCAUUAAACUAUGUUAAUGUCA
Messenger RNA from Salmo salar (Atlantic salmon), 5301 nucleotides. RefSeq names its product glucosaminyl (N-acetyl) transferase family member 7 (gene gcnt7). Gene Ontology annotation, molecular function: acetylglucosaminyltransferase activity. NCBI's taxonomy places the organism in Eukaryota, Metazoa, Chordata, Actinopteri, Salmoniformes, Salmonidae. The record is from RefSeq and is a predicted model, not a curated record. Gene Ontology annotation, cellular component: membrane.